CGCCCACAGCACAGCAACUACAGGCGUGCGCCAUCAAAGCAGACCAGGAAUAAAAGGUCUGACAAGAUGGCUCGCGCCGCCAACAAGAAAGCCGCCAGAAACACGGCUGCCUCGAACAAGGACCCGAAACCGCAACCUCCUUCUACCUCAGGGCCUCCGUCACCAUUUCAAUAUGCGCCCGGCUCUCUACAACCCUUUUUCUCCACACUGCCCACCGACCAUAUGUACCUCGUCCACAUCGACAACACGCCGGUGAGCCUGAAAAAGCGAGUCUUCGUCGUCCCUGUCCUCCUCAAUCUACUCAUCACGCUUGGUCUCUGUGUCCGCGUCUACUAUGCUGCACCGAUAUAUUUUCAACAGGUCAUCACGAUCUUUGGAUAUGAUACCGCCUACACGGUCGACACGCAGACGGCUGGGGCAAGCGAGCUCAUCAAUACCCUCAGUUCUCGGACGUUCCUGCUGAUGAUCGACUACUUCAUCUUUGCCUUCAUUGGUAACUGGCCGAAGGAGUUCAUGUUCGGGGGCAAAGUGUCUAGAUUUGUCGGACCACGGCAAUGGAGGACGACGUUGGGCUUCAGGGAUACCGAAAUCAUUGUCCGCAGAGGACGAAUAUGGGACACACCACUUCUCACACCAGAGGUUCCGGACGGAGUCAAGACAUGGAAGGUGGAUGAAGAGUUGACCAUCAAGGUCAAGAUUGACCCUGCGAUGCGAGCAGACUAUCUGGCAAAGACGGGCUACCUGUUGCUGGACAAGGACUGGGAUCUCGAUUUCAAGGCCAUGCUCGAUGCUCAUAAACUGGUGGACAGAGGUACAAUCCAGUUGAAAGAUCUGGAAAGCCUGGCGCUGGUAUACUAUCAGAAGACUUGGCUGAUAUGGCGGGUACAUGAGACUGCAGUGGUCGAGGUGGAACCUGGGCCACAGGACAGUGCACUGGAGAAAUUCAGAGGCCAACUCACCGACCUUGGGGCUGAGGAUGUCUUCUUCCGGUGGAUAGAAAUUGUCCAGUAUGAGACUUCGCAGCCAGGCGGUUUCACCGAAGGAAGGCAGGCUGAAGCACUGCGGGAAUUGAAGCGUCUUCUAUCCAAGAAAGGCGUUGACUAUGCACAGUUCUGGUCGAACAUAGGUGGUCAAGCCGGAUUACCGGGUUUCGAUACAUAAAAUUGAAAUAAUGUCAUGUCAAAGCACGUGCUCAUCGACAAGGCUAU
Messenger RNA from Exophiala viscosa, 1208 nucleotides. RefSeq lists its product as uncharacterized. The record is from RefSeq and is a predicted model, not a curated record. Lineage: Eukaryota; Fungi; Ascomycota; Eurotiomycetes; Chaetothyriales; Herpotrichiellaceae. The transcript has a single exon. Bases 67 to 1161 code for a protein of 364 amino acids.